Messenger RNA from Pelagomonas calceolata, 1234 nucleotides. The record is from the annotation of a GenBank genome assembly. Lineage: Eukaryota; Pelagophyceae; Pelagomonadales; Pelagomonadaceae.
AGCUCCUUUCGCAAUUGCCGGCGCCCGCGGCGGGGCGUAGCGCUGGUAUUCAGCCCCAGAGAUUAGUGCUUAGUACACAUAAUUCGAACCUGGUCGCAGCUGUCGCGCGCUGACGACAGGUUGCAGCCCUGCAGCAGACUUUUGUAAGCCAGCUCGCCACAGCAGUGUUGAGGAGCAGCAAGCCAGCGCCAUGCGCCGCAAGGCCCCCGACAUCCUCAAGCGCCUGGAAUUACGAAUCAAGCACGGCGUCGCCAAGCCGUCGCCGCUCUACGAAGCGUUAAGGCGGAACCCGCCGCCACCGCCGCCGAGAGCAAGGAAACAAUUGCGCGAGAUCACGCUGCCCACGGACCGUUUAGAAAGAGAAUACCGAGAGAGCCAGACCGUGGCGCCCUUCGUUCCUAUCGAGAGGCCGGCGGAGGACCCGAGCCUAGCCCAUGCCUUGCGGGCUGUCGACGUCGGAAGUGACGAAGCUCUGGAAUUAAGGCGCCAGCAGGACCGCGACGCCGCGGCAGAAGCCCUACGAAUGUGCGAGGACCCGCCGUCGACGACGUUAACGGACAAGCGGGAGGUCGACGCGUGGCUGAUGCGCGACGUGCUGGCCUGGGACUGGGAAACUUCUAGAAGGGCCCAGGCCGAGCUGGCGGCGUUAGAUGACGGCUCGUCUGAACCGCUCGAGCUGGGCCGCGCCGUGGACGCGCUAUCACGCCGAGUUUUGGGGGAGGAGCUCGCCGAGCCCAUCCAGCUACAAUUGGAGACCAAGGCGGACGGCGAGUUCGCGUCGAAGCACGGGGCGUUAGCAGCCCGGGCGCGGUCGAAGCCGUGGGAGGACUGGGAUGAGAAAGAGCAAAGUGAAAUGCGGGCGUUCUUGGCGGACGUCAAGGUUCAUGGUGUCGCGUACGACGAGGACGACUUCGAUGCGAAGCGCCUGGCGGCCUUCCCCCAGUUCGAGGCGCCUGAUGCCAAAUCGACGGCGGACCCCCAGCAGAUCGCGCGAUUACUUGCAAGACACGGCGUCUUCCCGGAGCUCGGCGACGCGGUGGCCGCGGCCGAAUUAUUGGAGAAGGGCGUCCGCGAGGAGAACGCGGGCCUGACCUCAGAUUUGGUGGCGGCUUUGAGAGAUCCGGCGUCGCGCGAGCACCGGCGGGCGGCGGCGGCGCGGCGCGCUCGCGGAGAGCGCGGCCUGCUCGAUAGAUUGGCCGUGGCCGAGGCCCUCGGGCCGCGGUCGUCGGAGUAA